ACCCCAUUAGUUUCUGGUCAUCUGAUAAUGCUUCUGCUAUAGAUGGGACCUGCGUCCCUUCCUCCUCUCAGAACACUUGCAGCCAAAGCUGACUAUUGCUGCUCUGGGGCUUCCUUCCAGCCUUAAAUUUCAGUUCACCAUCUUCAGCUGCCCACAUCAUGGCUCUGCUAUUUUUCUUGAUCCUUGCCAUCUGUACCAGACCUGGCCUCUUGGAGUCUUCAUCCAGUGUGCGACUGGUGAGCGGCCCCCACCACUGUGAAGGGCGGGUGGAAGUGAAGCGAGAUGGUCAGUGGGGCACGGUGUGUGAUGAUGAGUGGGACUUGAACGAUGUGGCUGUGGUAUGCCGGGAGCUGGGCUGUGGAGCAGCAACGGGGACACCUAGUGGUGAAAUAUAUAAGCCACUGGCAGAAGAAAUGCAACCAAUUCUCAUCAGCGAGGUCAAGUGCAAUGGGACGGAGGACACACUGGCUCAGUGUGGACAAGAAGAUGAUGUCUAUGAUUGUUCUCACAACGAAGAUGCAGGAGCAUCAUGCGAGAUCCCCGAGACUGUGCGGCUGGUUGGGGGCCCUGGACGCUGUGUAGGAAGAGUGGAGGUGAAGCACCGGGACCAGUGGGGCACUGUAUGCCAAGCAGGUUGGAACCUCUCUGCUGCCAAGGUGGUGUGCCAGCAGCUGGGAUGUGGAAAGGCCAUACUGACCCGGACAUACUGUGACAAGGUUUCCCAUGGCCAAGGGCCCAUCUGGCUGAGCCAGGUGUCAUGCACAGGACAAGAACUAACCGUUCUAGGCUGCCAUUCUGAGCCUUGGGGGAAGAAUAACUGCACCCAUGAGGAAGACACAUGGGUCCAUUGUGAAGAUCCCUUUGAACUGAAGCUGGAAGGAGGAGACAACCACUGCUCCGGGCGCCUGGUAGUGCGGCACAAGGGCACGUGGGGCUCUGUCUGUGAUGAUGGCUGGGGAGAAAAGGAAAACCAGGUGGUAUGCAGGCAACUGGGCUGUGGGAAGCCCCUCUCUCUUUCUCCUAAAGCCCGGAAACCCUUUGGCCGAGGGGUUGGACACAUCUGGCUGGAUGACGUUCAUUGCUCAGGAAGGGAGCAAUCCCUGGAGAAAUGCCAGCACCGGUUUUGGGGGCAUCAUGACUGCACCCACAAAGAAGAUGUGGCUGUGAUCUGUUCAGCACAGGACUCUGGCUUUCCUGGUGCCUGACCUGGCCCCUGCUGCUCCCCGAGUGUCCCCUGCUUGUUCCCAUGGGCCCUGAUUAUCCCUGUGCUCACGCCGGGCUGCAGGCUUUAGCCACCCCUUCCUCAUCCCCUCAGUAGAAAUGCUUAAGGCUUGUGUUCUCAACCAAGCACCUCCAUGCUUGCCUGGAGACAUGAGAUCUGAGGGAAAAAUGGAAAUCUCUUGCUGGGAAAGAUGAGUUUCUAGUUGCCCUCUCCUCUCUGCGGACCCCUCAGCCCUGGCUCUGGCCUUGCCUGUAUCUUCCCAACUUGCCUGAGACCCAGGCCUGUCACUAUGACCAAAUGUGCUGGCCAUUACUAAGGCAAGUUCUAGGUCUGUAGACAAGAUGAAAGGAAUGAAGCAACAAAAGGAACAUUUGAAAGGAAAUGUGGGUAGGCAAUUUCAUGGAACUUGAGGAAAACUUAGUCUUUUUGUACUCUUUUCCUCAAGACUUGGAUGAUCACAACAAUUAACAAUACCUUCCUACGCUGUUUUUCCUUGCUGAAAGUAAAACAUUCUUUAAGGAGCAGAGCAGUAUCCUCCAUCCUAGAGCUGGUUAUUUUACAACACUUGGAAUAAGAUGUUGGAUCCUCUAAAUUCCAGGACAAAUAUCUUCUUUUUCCAUCCCUAUAUAAUUUGCCAGCAUGGUUAUCAUUUAACAAGAGGAAUCUUACCAAUGGAUUUACUUUAUCCAAGGAGAAAUGUAUUGGCCAUGGGAGUGCCGCUAGGAGAAGGGAAAUAAAGAAGCAGAGGAGGUUGGGGAGGCUGUACCUCAUGCCAGUAAGAAACUAUAGUGCUAGUUUUAUCAAGUGGGGAUUUGGGGCCUGUUGGCCUGAUGUAAAACAGGAUGAUUCUAAGGAGAAAUCAAGACUUCAUGGUAAAAAUAGACAACCUUAGAAUCUGAGACUAAAUUGAGUAUCUAUACCAUGCCUAUGUUUAUACUGUCUAAUAAAUUAAAUAUCACAGCCUCA
Molecule: messenger RNA, 2188 nt
Organism: Choloepus didactylus (southern two-toed sloth)
Lineage: Eukaryota; Metazoa; Chordata; Mammalia; Pilosa; Megalonychidae
Gene: CD5L
Product: CD5 molecule like
Exons: 6
Coding region: 159-1205 (348 amino acids)
Cellular component (GO): membrane
Source: RefSeq, a predicted model, not a curated record